CGUGGUCGUGGACAAGCGUGUCAACGACAGAACCUUCAUCUAUCUCUAGGAGCAAGCUACCGCACACGGCUUCACUCACUCCUUGAAACUUGGCGUCAGCUGGCAUUACACGAGGAUACCAUGUCCAGCGGCAAUGUGGAACUCCUGGGCGACAAUGUGGAAAUCCUGGAUUACGAACCCGAGGGCGAGGCUCCCACCGCAGAGCAGUCUCCAGCGGCCGGACGAGAUGUGGUGCGACGGUCUUGCCGGGAAGAUAGCAGAGGCGGAGGCGCGAGAGCAGGCGAAGCGCGAGGACGCGGAGCGCUUGGCGGAACGGGAGGCUGCUCUGGCUGCUGCGGCGAGGAAGCAGGAGGAGAGCGUGAGGCUGUUCGGGCUGCUGCGGCGAGGAAGCAGGAGGAGGAACGUGAGGCUGCUCUGGCUGCUGCGGCGAGGAAGCAGGAGAAGGAGCGUGCGGCUGUUCUGGCGGAGCGUGAGGGGUACCUCCAAGCGGCGAGGGCGAAGCAGGGGGCGCUCCGAUCGCGGCUGAAGGAGCUGCAGCCCCGCCACCAGGACCCGCGAGCAGUCCCCCACUCCUGUCGCCGUGUUAUCGCCCCCCCCCCAACGCAAUCCCAGGUGCACCUUGGUCCCCAUCGUACCGCCUCGCCGCACGAGAAGGAGCGGGAGGUGGUGGCUUCUCCGACGAACGAGAAGGAGCGGAAGAGGACAGCGACUCCGGAGUUUUCGGUGGCUUUGGGUCUUUGGCCGGUGCUGAAGACGGAGCAUCGUUUGCGGCGGCAACCACGGUGUACGAGUUCCACGUUGGAGAUACAGCGUUCCUGUCCCGCCCGCUGGAUAUGCCUGCAGAAGAUAUCACGUUCCACGAUGAGGACAAAUUGGCAGCUCUUUUUGCAUGGGCUGGCAUCAAACAACUUGUCCGUGCACAAUUCCCCCCACCGCACACCGUUGCUCUCGGGCAUAUCUAUCACACCCCGUACCUCGCGAAACUUCCGCCUUCUUCGCAACAGUCCGUGUUCCAGCUGUUGUUGACUCUCCGUCGUGCCACCUGUCAUGAAGGUCCUCAAGGAACGUCGGUGGUGACCCAAGAUGGAGGACUCCAGCUGCCUCUUGCUCGUGCUGCCUCGACCAACGACUUCGAGCACGAUCUACAAGCCCCCCGGCAAGCCUCUUCACGCCCUGCGCAUGGUUCUGGAGAGGACAAGGACUUCAGUGGGUCGGCGGUUCCUGUGCCCAAGAGCUGGAAGAACCGUUGGGGCGACCGGGAUUCGACGGCCAAGAGCGGGACGGACGACCACCGCCGCUCCACCCAGUCUUCGCGAGGGCGCGGCGUCGGCGAUAACAGGCGAGGGCGAGCCGUGGGGAACCAGCCUACCAGGUCUUCGCCGGCGAGUUGCCAUCGCCUGAGCAGGAGUCGGAGCGCAGAACGUCAACAGCGCACCAAUCCUUAGUCUAGGCAUGGGCGCAGCUGGAGCGGAGACCGUCGUGGGAGAAACACGCCUCCGUCUAGGCGUAGCCGGAGCCAGAACCAGAGCGAGGGCAAUAGCAGGGCGACCAGCACUGACAGCAGUCGCGGCGGAAAAGGGGGACGGAGGUCAGGCCACGGUAGGAAACCACCUGCGCAAGGAACCGGCAGGGCCCUCGACGUACGCCUUCUUCAUCCAGA
Ectocarpus sp. CCAP 1310/34 is the source of this 1660-nucleotide messenger RNA. The record is from the annotation of a GenBank genome assembly. NCBI's taxonomy places the organism in Eukaryota, Phaeophyceae, Ectocarpales, Ectocarpaceae.